Oikopleura dioica is the source of this 249-nucleotide messenger RNA. The record is from the annotation of a GenBank genome assembly. NCBI's taxonomy places the organism in Eukaryota, Metazoa, Chordata, Appendicularia, Copelata, Oikopleuridae.
AUGAGCAAUUUGAAGUAUUCAAUCGACGAUUUGAAAUCUCAACUAGAUUCUGGGAUGGUAGACAUCAAAAAUUACCUCUUUGGAGUUCUAAUUUGCUGCUCCCUCAUUACGGUAACCUUAUUUCUCUCAGCAGCCUUUCAAGUCUACAGAACCCGAGCAAAUAGAAAACGACGGAGAAGAUAUCGAGAACUGCGAAAAGCCUAUUCGAAGCGUGAAAAUUCAAUUUGUACAGAACUUGGACACAAUUAA